Molecule: messenger RNA, 3071 nt
Organism: Rhinolophus ferrumequinum (greater horseshoe bat)
Lineage: Eukaryota; Metazoa; Chordata; Mammalia; Chiroptera; Rhinolophidae
Gene: CATIP
Product: ciliogenesis associated TTC17 interacting protein
Exons: 9
Coding region: 536-1837 (433 amino acids)
Biological process (GO): cilium organization; actin filament polymerization
Source: RefSeq, a predicted model, not a curated record
GAGUCCUGGCUCUGCCGGUUACUCGCUGUGUGACCUUGGGGAGACAUUUAACCUCUCGGUGCCUCAGUUUUCUUAGACAUAAAAUGGAGGGGACAAGUACCUGCUCACAGGGUUAUUCUGAACACUGAGCUAUGUGUGUGAGGCUCUAUGGAACAUUGCCUGGCCUGUGGUUGGCAGGGUUCAUGAGUUUGUUGUGAUAGUCGCUAUGAUCUCCAUCACUGUUACAUGUCAGGGCUCCAACGUGUGGUGCUGUUCACACAGCAUCUAGUUGGGUUCUGUGCAUGUGAGGCCGUGUCUGAUUCAGAGCCACAACUUCUAAGGUAAUUCUAACGACCCAUGUCAUCCCCCUGCCUUUUAAGAAUGUCAAAUGCUCCCUCUGCUGGACAAUACCUCUGGCAAACACACAGUUCCUACCAUUUCCUCUAAGGUCUGGGUGUUUAGUGAAAUGGAUUGAUGGCCCUUUAAGAGUUGGUAGCUAGUGCCCCGUUACCAUGGAGACAGCUGGAUACAGACUCUGUAGCAGGCAGCAGGCAGCAUGUCCUCUGAAGUUCAAUCCACAGGUAGGAAGAGGGCUGCUGGGGCUGGAAAGGGGAGGGCCAUCUUCUCCCUCACAAUCCACCCUGGGGCUGCCUUGGAGGAUUAUGUUCUUAGAACCCCUGUCCUACCCGUUUCCUUCUCCCCAAGGUCUGCCAUCUCGUCCUCUCCUCCCCAUGUAGGCUCCAGAGCCAAGGACAACCAGGCCUCAGCCCCAGAGAGUCUGCCACCCCCAGAGGCCAAUGCUGAAGCCAUUCACUUCCUCAACUCCCUCAGGAAGGAGGAACUACAGAUGCUAUUUUUCUCCGAGACUCUGGCCAUGGUCUCCAACACAGGGGAGCCUCAGGGAGAGCUGACCAUUGACGUGCAGAGAGGUAGUCACAAAGAUGUCUCGGGUAACAUGUUGCAUUGCCCCCUCGUGCAUGCCUACAGCAAAGGCUUCAUGGACAAGACGCUCUGUGGAAACUCUCUCCUGGGCUAUCUCUCAUGGAACUUGGAGAUCAAGGAACAACAGAGUCAGGAGUUCCUCAAGCUUCACAUCCUCCCCAUGGAACGGAAGAUGAGUUUGCUGAAGCAGGAGGAUCAGCUGGCCAUGACCAGAAGUAUCAAGGAGGGUGAGGAAGUGAAGACCGAAGUGACGUUUUUCCCCUGGCACUCAGUUGCGGGCUUCAUCUCCGAAUCUGCCAACCUACUGUUGCUGAGGGUGAUGGCCUGGCGGCGGAUGGUGCCCAGUAAUGCCCGCUUCCUGGCCUUGGACAUGGAGGGCAAACUCUGCUAUUCCACCUACCAAGCCCUGGGCUCCCAGACCAUCCAGAUGGACCAUCAGCAGGUGGAAGUGUUCAUCGUGGAACAGACUGUACACUCUGAGGAGGGCAUCCCCAUGUCCUGCCAGUUCUACCUGCUGCCCGAUGGGCACCUGGCCAAGAGAGUCCAGGUGGGCUCCCCUGGCUGCUGCAUGAUCACCAAGAUGCCCAUCAUUAGGGAGGAGGAUGAGAUUGAGCCUCGCCCGGUAUUUGAGAAGAAGCCCCUGAUGUGGGAGGAGGACAUGGAGCUAUACUCGAGGUUCCUGGAUCGGAAGGAGGAGCUGCGCCUCAGCCACACUAGGUACCUGCAGCAGCACCCGGAGGCCAAAGCGCUCAUCUCAGACUUCCUGCUCUUCCUGCUGCUGCGCCAGCCGGCCGACGUGGUCACCUUCGCCGCGGAGCACUUCGGCCCCUUCGCGUUGAGCUGGCCGCCCACCCCUGGCUUGCGCUCCUCCAACCGGCCCAGCCCCUUCGGCUUGCUGGACCCGGAGUUCGUCUAGGCCCGGAGCGCGGCUGGACUGGGGCCCCGCGGGCGGGUACUGGGCAGGAAGCCGCCGCAGCCCGGCUGGGACGCGGGCGGGACGCACCCGGGAGGCGCAGCUUCCCAGCUGCGGUUUUGAGGGGAAUAAACGGGGCCCUUCCGAGAGUGCGAGCCAGAGCCUUCCCUCGCCAGAGCCUUGUGUCUUGGCUUAGAAACCAUGAACAGCGUUAAACGAGCGAUUUUCAGCCUUUCUUCCUAAAUGCUAUUAUCAUCAUUAUCCCCGUUUUACAGAUAAGAAAAUAGAGACACACGAAGAUUAAGUAACUCGCAGAGUUAGCACGUGCGAAGCAGGAUUCAAACCUGGAGGUUGGAUUCCAAAAUCCACACUCUUGGUCACUAGGUUAGCCCGGGUGGAGCGGUGGGGCUUCUUGGCACCCAGAAUCUUUCUGGGUACCACUUACCAUAACUGCUCAACCCCCCCUACCCUAAAGAAAAAGAGCAGAUGACGUGCGGGAGGGGGUGAUGGGAAAGGGAUUUGGACCACCACUGGCCUUGCUCAUCUCCUCCCAAGUCUCCCAAACUCUCCCUCCCUCCAUCCCUCCAUUCCCACUGACACGCAGGAACCGCCAAACUGCGGGCAGAAUCCCCAUUUGCCGGCUCCGGGAGAAAAAAGGACGGACAGGUGACCAUCACCUCCUUUAAGCUCCUUGCCUAAUGUCAGCCUGUGCAGGGGCUUGUUUCUGCCCAGUGCUGGCUGCUGCUCUGUAGCAAAUAUCAGGCAAACUGCCCCAAGGCAGCUGGCAAUGAGGAUGCAGGAUCCACCAUCUGUCGUCAUUUAUGGGACCUGCUAUUUCGAGAGGAGGGACUCAGAGAAGCUUUGCACUCUAGGGACUAAUAUGAGCCAAUAUCAACAAGGCUGGGGUGAGGGGUGGUCCAUGACCCAGGAAUCAGGGACGGCAGUCUUCAUGGAGAGCUGUAACUUGAGUUGAGCCUUAAAGAAUUUUUAAUAAUAUAUUUUAUUGUCCCCUAUCCUUAUUUUAAAAGAAAUAUUAAUACAUGUUCAUCAGAGAAAAAUUAAAAAGGGGUGAUAAACCAAAGGAAGAAAGUGAAUUCACCUCAACUCCUCUGCCUAGAGGCAGCUAUUCUUAACAUAUUGGCAAAUAGUCUAUCUCUCUACUCUUUUUUCUAAGCAUAAAGGGGGCUGGUGUUCCUUCACCACUUACUCUGUCAAGCACUUUUUUUUUUUUUUAAGA